CGCGCUCCCGCCUUACCCUUGCCGCGGGCCGUAAAGCGCGGAAGGUCGGGGGCCGGUGCAGCCCCGGAACUUUCCGCUCUGCGUCCGGUCCCCUCCUCAUGCCCGGUCCCGCUUUCCGGCCCGCGCAGACCCUCAUCAGCCGUUGUGCUGCACUUCACUUCCGCCGGGCGUCGUUGAACGCGCUGCCCGCACUUGCGGGCCCCUGAGUUUGAAUUCUUUGGAUCUUCUCAGUUGAGUGAAAACAUAAUUCCCAGUUGGUGAUGCUUUACCGGUUGCUGUCCAUUGUCCAAAGACAAAGAACUAGCCCAGGAUGGCAAACCUGGUCAUCAGCAAGAAGCAGCACAUCAGCUGCCGAGUCACAUUCUGUCGCUCUGCCUGCCCAGGCCCAGGUGGUCAUCUGUGGGGGUGGAAUCAUGGGUACAUCCGUGGCCUAUCACCUCUCCAAAAUGGGGUGGCAGGAUAUUGUCCUUUUGGAGCAGGGCAGGCUGGCUGCUGGCUCGACAAGGUUCUGUGCUGGCAUCCUAAGCACUGCUAGGCAUUCAAGCAUUGAACAGAAGAUGGCAGACUAUUCAAACAAACUCUACCAUCAGUUAGAGCAAGAAACAGGAAUCCAAACAGGUUACUUAAGGACAGGCUCAAUCUCUCUGGCCCAAACUCAGGACCGGUUGAUCUCUCUGAAGCGUAUCAACUCAAGGCUGAAUGUUGUAGGUAUCCCUUCUGAGAUCAUCUCCCCGAAGAAAGUGGCUGAACUUCACCCUCUCCUCAAUGUGCAUGAUCUGGUGGGGGCCAUGCAUGUUCCUGAGGAUGCAGUAGUGUCCUCUGCUGAUGUGGCUCUUGCCCUGGCAAGUGCUGCCUCCCAGAAUGGUGUUCAGAUUUAUGACAGGACAAGUGUUCUUCAUGUAUUGAUCAAAAAAGGUCAAGUUACUGGAGUGGAGACAGAUAAAGGACAAAUUGAAUGCCAGUAUUUUGUCAACUGUGCUGGUCAGUGGGCAUACGAGCUGGGUCUGUCCAACGAGGAGCCGGUCAGUAUCCCGCUACAUGCCUGUGAGCACUUCUACCUUCUGACUCGUCCCUGGGAAACCCCUCUGCAGAGCAACACACCAACUGUUGUGGAUGCUGAUGGAAGAGUUUACAUUAGGAACUGGCAGGGGGGCAUCUUGUCUGGAGGAUUUGAGAAGAACCCAAAACCUAUUUUCACUGAGGGCAAGAACCAGUUGGAAAUUCAGAACCUAAGGGAAGAUUGGGAUCACUUUGAGCCCCUGUUGAGUUCCCUCCUGCGUAGGAUGCCAGAAUUGGAGACUCUGGAGAUUUUGAAGUUGGUGAAUUGCCCUGAGACCUUCACACCAGACAUGAAGUGCAUCAUGGGCGAGUCUCCUGUAGUACAGGGCUACUUUGUCCUGGCAGGGAUGAACUCUGCUGGCCUGUCGUUGGGUGGAGGAGCUGGAAAGUUCCUUGCUGAAUGGAUGGUAUAUGGUUAUCCCACUGAAAAUGUCUGGGAAUUGGAUUUACAACGCUUUGGAGUCCUCCAGAGCAGCCGCACCUUUCUGCGCCACCGGGUCAUGGAAGUCAUGCCUCUGAUAUAUGAUCUGAAGGUUCCUCGAUGGGACUUCCAGACUGGGAGACAGUUACGUACAUCUCCUCUUUAUGACCGGCUGGAUGCUCAAGGAGCCAGAUGGAUGGAGAAACAUGGAUUUGAGAGGCCAAAGUACUUUGUUCCCCCCAAUAAAGACCUUCUUGCAUUGGAACAGAGCAAGACUUUCUACAAGCCAGAUUGGUUUGAUAUUGUGGAGUCUGAAGUCAAGUGCUGUAAGGAAGCUGUGUGUGUCAUUGACAUGUCUUCUUUCACAAAGUUUGAGAUAACUUCCACUGGGGAUCAGGCAUUAGAAAGUCUACAGUACCUUUUCUCCAAUGACCUGGAUGUGCCUGUAGGCCACAUUGUGCAUACUGGCAUGCUCAACGAAUGUGGGGGGUAUGAAAAUGACUGCAGCAUUGCACGCCUGAACAAACGCAGUUUCUUCAUGAUCUCUCCAACUGACCAGCAAGUCCACUGUUGGGCCUGGCUUAACAAGUACAUGCCAAAAGACAGCAACUUGCUGCUAGAGGAUGUCACCUGGAAAUAUACAGCCCUCAAUCUGAUUGGCCCUCGGGCUGUGGAUGUGCUAUCUGAGUUAUCUUAUGCCCCUAUGACUCCAGACCACUUUCCAACUCUGUUUUGCAAGGAGAUGAGCGUGGGCUAUGCAAAUGGGAUCCGAGUGAUGAGUAUGACCCACACAGGAGAGCCAGGAUUCAUGCUGUACAUCCCCAUAGAGUACGCUCUGCAUGUCUACAAUGAGGUGAUGAGUGUUGGACAGAAAUAUGGAAUCCGAAAUGCUGGGUAUUAUGCUCUUCGAAGCCUCCGAAUUGAGAAGUUUUUUGCCUUCUGGGGGCAAGACUUAAACACCCUCACCACCCCUCUGGAAUGUGGAGGAGAGUCUCGAGUGAAGUUAGAGAAGGGCAUAGAUUUCAUCGGUCGGGAAGCAUUGCUGCAGCAGAAGCAGAAUGGGGUGUAUAAACGCCUUGCUAUGUUCAUCCUGGAUGACCACGACACAGACCUAGACUUGUGGCCUUGGUGGGGAGAACCCAUUUACCGGAAUGGGAAGUAUGCUGGCAAGACCACCAGUAGUGCCUAUAGCUACACUCUUGAGCGCCAUGUAUGCCUGGGUUAUGUACACAAUUUUUCUGAGGACAAUGGGGAAGAGCAGGUGGUGACAGCAGAUUUCAUCAACCGAGGAGAAUAUGAAAUUGACAUUGCAGGACAUCGGUUUCAGGCCAAGGCCAAGCUCUACCCUAUCACCUCCUAUUAUUUCACUCACAAGCGUAGAAAGGAUGAUGUGGAGCUGAGCGACUUUCAUGGGAAGUAAUGCUAAGGCAGUCUCCUUUCUCCCGUUCUCAUGAGGAGCAGCAUUCUGGGAGCUCUUUCCUCUGUCCUUUGUCCUCUCUCAACUUCAAUGACCUGCUUUAAACUUCUUCCUUAAGCCUUUUUUGUCCUCCCAUUAUCUUUUCAUUUGCUGUUACUCCUCCUAAUAAUCCAGGCUCUUUUCAUCCCUCCAGCAGGCUCACAUUCCCACAGUGGAAGGCAGGAGCCACUGUGGAGUUAAGGUGACAAACUGAUUUUUAAAUUCAUCUUAAGGCAAGUUAGUAUUAUUCAAGUCUGGGCUGGGAUUCUUAGAGUAAUGUGCUACUUUUGGUAGACUACUGUGUGUCUGAUAUAGCCCUGAGAAUAGCAUGAAUCUUAAACAGGCAGAUGACUCUGUUUCACUGUGCUGUAGGUUGCCACCCGAUACCUCUUAACCAUCUACCUCACUGUUGAGAGGGAUUGUAUAGACACCAGUCUGCUUGCUCUGUGGAAGGGACAAAUAGUUAACCUGACCCCUCCAGCCCUCCAACUUUGUUCUUAGACAUCUGGGCCAGGGCAACCUGCCUGCAGUUUUCGUUAUUUUCUGCUAUUUUGUAUAAUGAGAUUGUUGUUUUUUAGCUGAGUAAACAAGUAUGCUAGUAUUUGAAAGGAAAAACACAAAACCAAACCCAUGUUGCCUUUUGUGUUGCUUUUCCCAGCAGGAGCAGUGUGAGCGCAGGUGUUGUUCCUACUAUUAGGAGAGUGUUGCUUUUCUUUCAGCUACUCACAGGUCAGCUAGCUGUCCCUUCUUGAGACUGCUUCUUGCCUCACCUGUGCCUUGUGUAGCCUGCCUAUGACCUCAGCAUUCAUCCUACCCCUUUAGCAGAGGGAGAGGGGCUUAGGUGAGUGAGUAAACCAUGCUGUCCAUACUGCGUUCCAGAGAGCUACCAGAGACUCGAGCUUUACACCCCUGGCAUGAACAAAGCCACAUACAGAUGGCCAUUGAGAGCUGUAAGUACAAUGCAGGCCAGAGACUGCAUUCCACCUUUUUCCUGGCUCCCCCACCCCCAAAAGCUUUGGAAUAGAGAGUACUCACAGAAUGCGGUUUUCUCUUUGUGAUAUGGGUUCCUCAUUGGAGCUCAGGCUGGCCUCACAGUUGCAGUGACAGUUUGUUUUCUGAAGAUGAAAUUUGGAUGUAACAGGCUGUGCUAUAGAACACCAACACUUAAUUUUUUCUUGUAUACAAACCUCUCUAGUCUGGAUUUGAGAAGCUUUAAUUCACCUGCAAUACUCAGUAACUUGGAAGCAUUGGUUCUGCUAAAUUUAAUAGCAAUCUUUCAUUUCUUUAGAGCAGCUCAGUAUUCUCAAGUGUCUCUUUGGCAUUACUAUAGAACCUUUUAUCCACUCAGACUGGUUCUUUUAUACUUUUCUUGCUAUUUUCUCCAGCUAGGCCACUCCUACUUGGCUUCUGACAAAAUUUAAUUGGUUUAUUAAAAGGGCACACAAUUAAAAUUUAUUGUGAGGGGAAAUUGCUAUUUUGGAGGAUAUGUGUAUUUCAUGAGAUGAGAGGCACUGUUUGUAGGCAAAGGGAAGAAAGGAGAAAUACUCCACUAGAAAGCUGUUGAGACAGCAGGUGCUGGCUGACCUGUGAAGAUAAGAGUAGGGAUGCACAACUCCAGGUGUCUAUGCUCCAUAUACAGCUGUAACAUUCCAGUCUGUGAAAAUUUGGUUGGAAUCGAAUACAAAAGAAUUUUUUUUUUUUAACUUUACAUUGAUAGUAAAAAUGUGGCAGUAAAAAUGUGACUUGUUCUUUAACUGUUGGAAGUGUUAGCACUUAAGUUCCAAAUUGGAGGUGGGGGGGGGCGCACCUUCCAAAACAGUAAUAGUUUAAAAUUGGGUGUGCCACCAUCAAGAGUAUUUUCAGCAUAGACUGAUUCUUUUCUGCACUUGUUAGCCUCUAGCUACUUAAUUAACCGUCCUUUCUAAAUAGGCCGGAACUGCUGUAUUUAAAAUUAUGCAGCAACUUUCUUGGUAAGUCUUCAGCUGGUAUCAGCCUUUUGAGCUUACAAACAGUGCUUGUCUUGCUGGAAAAGCAUGAGAGAGACUGAGAUGGGCAUACCAGGCUGUCUUGAAAUGCUUCCUCCAGGGGGUCAUGGUCCUAUUCCUUCAACUGUGAUUUUCUGUGCUGCUACUUGUUUACUAUGUAUCCCAAAACAAACAUCUGGCACAAAAAACAUCCUGAAGAGUUUCUCUUGGGCUGAGUGUUAGUGGUGCACGCCUUUAAUCCCAGCACUUGGGAGACAGAGGCAGGCGGAUCUCUUUGAGGCCAGCCUGUUCUACAGAGCUAGUUCCAGGACAAGUUCCAAAGCUACACAGAGAAACCCUGUCAAGAAAAAAACCAAAGAGUUUCUCUUGGUUCAUUCAAACAUUAACAAUGCAAAUAUGACCCCCCCAACACACACACACAUACUCAUUUUGCCCCGAUACAAGUGCUUUAAAUAGACAGUUCUCUUCCACUAAUCCUGAAGUUUUUCUUAUGCUUCUUUGUCAUAAGCACCUUAGUCGAGGGCACCAUUUAACCUGAGACACCUGUGUUCGUAGAGCAUUCUGAACUCUUCAGGAAUAAAUGCAAGUUGUUAACAGAAAUGAUAGGUCUAGAGCAGUGCCUCUCAACCAGUGGGUUUCAAGAGGUCAAAUGACUCUUUCACGGGAGUUACCCAAGACCAUUGAAAAACAGAUUAUUUACAUUCAUAACAGUAGCAAAGUUACACUUAUGAAGUGGCAAUGAAAAUAAUUUUGUGGUUGGGGGUCACCUUGACAUGAGGAACUGUAUUAAAAGUCAUGGCUUAGGAAGGUUGAGAACCACUGUGGUCUAGAGGCAUUAUUGAAAAUCCAGAUAACAAUCAUUGUACAUCUUUCAGUUGUGUGACAUUUCUAACUCUUGGACAGUGGGGCUACCUUGGCUUACCUUGUAUAACACUGGGGGGGGCACUAUCUGUAAGGGAUUGUAAACACAGCUUUCGAUGAUAUUUCCUCCAAUCUGUUGUCACAUCUACUUUCCUUGAACAAAGAAUAUUGAAGACCUAGGGUUGGGAGUUUUCCGUGAACCUUCUUGAAAUAUGAAGGCUUUCUUUUCCUCUUAGUUGUUCAUUAUACAUGCAAGGCCUGUUUCUCAGUACUACCGUAGUCAUUUGAAGUAUACUCACACAUUAGUCCUGGGACACAGGAUCAUCAACACAGUAAAGUUCAGCUUCAGUCUGGUGUCCAGGAACCCAUUUAUGCAGUAGUGGAGUACAGCCACUUGAGCUUGCCUUCUGUUGGGAAGUAUACUAGCUCUGCCUCUCUCUCCACCAAAUGUAUUCUAGGCUGCUGUGUCCAAGAAAAGUAACUAAAUACAAGAAACAGACUUAGAGAUCUUAGUAUUAUACUGCCCUGCCUUUGGAUGUGGGUGGCAGAUGAGUUAGAAGUAGCAGAAAUUGCUAAAGGUUUGCUUUGUUUCAUGAAGACUCACAGCUUUGACUUUCUGAUUGAUUAUCCUCUAGCCUAUGAACACCAUUUGCUAGCAUCUGAAAAGAUCUUUGGGGAGAUUCUUCUGCCUUACAGUAUGGUAGUAGUCUGGAAGACUAUUAUGGAAGAGCAGUUGCAUCAUCCUGUUUGUGGGGGUGAACUACAAAUUUCAUCCUUCUAUCUUUAUUCUUGGCCAAAAGUAACAGAUUUAUAAUUUUGGGAUAAUGAAGAAUGACUUGUCAUUUUCAUUUUCUGCAUCCCAACACCCCCACCUCACAUAUGUUGAUAGGCAAGUAGCAUAGUAUCAACACAAAACAGGUACAUUUUCUAUGGCUAAAGAAUGUUCAUCUUCUACUUAUGUCUGUAGAGACACAGCUUGAGGAAAAGCGUAGGGGGAAGUGUCUGAGCUAUAGCUACGCCCUGUGUGCAUGUCAGAAAUGGUAAGUGAGCUGUGGGCUGGUUUGGCAGCACCUCUCCUCUCCCUCUGCCUCCAUUUCUUUUGGUCUCCAAGGUGCUGAUUUGUAAGCCCCCAUUUUCAUGUCAAUAUGGGGCUUUGUCCUUCAGUUUCUCAACAGUACCAACCAACAAAGCUGUCUCACACACAGCUUUGCCUUCUCUUAGUGUAUUAAACAUCAGCAUUUUCUCUGUAGAAGACUUGGUCUCUCUAAGCAAUUGUCUACAUCAGAAUAAUUAUACGCAUUUUCCUCAUUUUAAUUCACCUGGUUUUAAUCUUUGCAAACAUCUACCUCCUUGUCUUCUUGUCUGUGAAGGACAGGUUAUAAGAGGAGGGGGAGUUAUCUUUAUCAUGUUUCAAUAGGUCUGUGCCAGGAUUUCCUUUGCACACCAAGAUCUGGAGCUUAGAGUACUUCUCUCAGCUUAGUUCUAGUGCCUUACACUCCAGAGUGCCCAUUGGUGGACCGAGGUAGGAAGAAAGCAGUGUUCAGUCGGGAUUCUCAUCACCCCCAGCAGCCCUCCCUCCUCAGAAUAAUCUAGGCGUGCGGUAAGAGGUUCUGCAGCUCAUUUCACUGGAAGCUUUUCUGGUUCAUAAUUAAUUCUGAUCAGUGCUUAAGAUACAUAAAACACCACUGUAGUUACUAUAGAGUUGUAUAAAGCUGCAUUUAGUGUGGUCUGCUCAGCUCCUUUCUGUUCCUGUGUAGUGUCAGCAUGUGGUCCUGAGGAUAUUCUAGAUGUUGGAGUAAAUAAGAACUUUUCUCAAGAGCAAACUCAGCUGACUUUGGACACAUAGGGUAACUGUGCAUUUUAUGGCCAGAAUUAUUUCUGGGUGGCUGGAUUUCAAUUGAGAUUUUCUUUUCAUGUAUUUAGCAUAUAAAUGAAUAAAAAGAUGUUUCUAUUAA
This is a messenger RNA of Phodopus roborovskii (desert hamster), 7737 nucleotides long. It is a transcript of the gene Pdpr, whose product is annotated as pyruvate dehydrogenase phosphatase regulatory subunit. The record is from RefSeq and is a predicted model, not a curated record. Gene Ontology annotation, cellular component: mitochondrial matrix; cytoplasm; mitochondrion. Gene Ontology annotation, molecular function: protein binding; oxidoreductase activity. The coding region runs from base 261 to 2900 and encodes 879 amino acids. Lineage: Eukaryota; Metazoa; Chordata; Mammalia; Rodentia; Cricetidae. The transcript has 18 exons.